CACGGGGCAACGCGCCUCCUUGCGACCGAAAAGAAUUAUCGCUGUCGCCAGAAAGUUGUAGGAACACAGAACAAGUAUAAGCAGCAGUGCCCGGAAGAUACUUUCUGAAAUAAGGUUGUGGUUCCUGCCACGUCUGACGCUCAUAGAAACAUCAAUUAUAAUUUUAACAAUUACAUGAUCCGCUUCCGCAGCAGCGUUCUAAUAGAAAUACUUUUCAUUCAUCUCUAUCUGAAGAUAUUUACUGUCAUCUGUCAAGAAGCGCUCUCCGCUUCGGAGUGUAGUUUCACCUGGUCGCUUGAUAAGUGAAGAAGAAAGGAGGGAGGGCCAAGUCUACGAGAUGCACUUGAGUUUCGGAUGUAGCCGUGUGUGGACGGGUCUACAACGAAGGAGCCCCACUCCGGACCGUCAGGGCACGACAAUGCGGGGCGUACUUCGGUUCGUAGUUUGCCUGGCCAUGCAACAACUCGUGCCACUCACGACCAGUUUGACUUUGGGCCUUGGACGACGGCGCGCAGGCUACCUGGACCGCAUCCGGCAACAGCCCACAGAUAUGGAGUUUCGGAGCAACAACAGAAAGCCGCGAUCAGGCGACGAGAAAAUGGGCAUGGGCUUCGCUAGGCCUCCGGCUGUGUCGCUCAAUGGGCGGGAUCCCGCCGAACUGAAAAAGUUUGCUUACAAUAUGGAGUAUCUGUGGACCACCGUUCUGAAGCACGCACAGUGGCACACAGAGCUGGUCGCAGACGUGUAUCGUGAGGAAAACUGUCCCCGCAUACCUACUUACCCUCAGUCAUGACUCCUCUCAUGUCUGUGUCUUGGCAAAAAUCGCAGGUUGCAUCAAAAGCAAAAAGAUUCAGAUUCUGUUCUUGCCCAGGCAGGCGCAGUCAGUUCCUUCUUAUGUGAUGUAUGAACUUGCGAAUGCUCCAGUAACUUCGAAGAUGUCAACUUUUGUAGAAAGAGGGCGCUAGCAGGGACAGUUGCUCGAGCGAUAGCGGACUUGCAGUACGCACGGGGAAGCUCCGUUCCAUACCGGGGGUCUCCGAUAAAUUGCUGCAGGUGCUGCUACGAUCUGUGGACGCGCAUGCGAAGCGGCUUUUUGACGUGGACUUUCAGGCGGGUGGCGCCGCGGCCACAAACGGACCUACCCUGGCCGGCAAUGUCGAGAAGAUGGCACAAGUUUUGGGCGAGCGGGACGGUGGGGGAGGGCCGUUUCUUAAAUUGCGGCCUGGGCUAAAGUUGGACGGACAGCCUAUCAGCCGGAUACCUGGAGUGCGUUACCAUUGCGACACUAGCGCGUUCUCACGAAUAUAGAAUGGUCGAGACUUGCUAUUAUGCCGUCGAAAGCUGUAUUGACAUUGAGUCCAAUUUGUAAGCCUGCCUGUAUUCUACAGACCUUUUGUUAUGGACGUUUGUUUUUUCUUUUUUAAGUUGCGGCACUUGUGUAUGACGCAGACGCACAGCAUUUGCUACUCCAGUUGUAGUCGCGUCAGCGAUGUCGUAGGUACACGCUUGCUUCAAGAUUUUGCUAUGAUACUGGUUCAAAAGGCGACGGUACGAUGAAGAAAAGAAAUUACUGUAUCACAAUCGCACUACUUUAAGUUUGACUUUUCAAACCCCAAAAUUUAUGCAUGGAGAUGAUAUGAUUAUGGACGUUUUGUUUUUCGAUUUGUCGUACACAGUAGGUUUUCUAGCUGCAGCCGGCACGCAGGAGGUGUUGUAGCUGUCGGAGCAGGCUUCCCCCCAUCAUCAUCAGAUUUGUCUUCUCCUAUUUGAGAUCAUGAACCUGGAGCCGAUCUUCCAGUAGGUCCGCAAUUGUGAAAGACUUUCUAUUUAUUUGCAUACACUGCUUACACCUACAACUACAUGGACGAAGGGCAUAACCUUGCGAAGCCCGACGAAGGGGGCGGGCCCUACUCGGUGUGGGUGAUGGAGAAGCUGCAACAGGACUACAAAGUGUCAGGUGCCCUGUACGACAAGAAAGUUUGGAAUGCAGGUCGAGAAUCCCAGGUGCUGGUGCUCAUCCACGAGUCAUCCCACGUAGCGUUGAGUACACAAGAUUGGGAAUACGCAGAUGGCUUCGGCAAGCAGAGACGUCUAGAGAAGGGAACUCGUAUGUGGCUACCACAGAGACGAGAAAACUAAACUACACUUGCCAUGCUGUGUGUUUCCGAAAGAUGUGCACGUGCUAUUGUGGCGAAAUAUGCAACACAGGCGCAUAUAUUGGUCUUUUCUUUUUGCAUGUAGUAGCCGUGUUUCCGGUGGUCUCUCUGCGGAUGCAGCAGGUUGUGCAAUUUCCACUACUAGCAAGCUACCAAGAAUAUUUUCUGCGAACGGAACGCGCUGCUCAGCACUUCAUUCGGGUCGUGUCAUUCGAGAUUUGGUGACACGACAGCGUUUUCGUGUCAUAAAUGAUUGAGAAGAAGCAAUUGGGCAACGCAGACAGCUACGCGUACUUCAUCGAGAGCGUAGUCUGGUACGUCGUUUUAUCCUUUCUCCUUGUCGUUGUCUCUUGCUGAUGACUUCACAUUGACUUUUGUUCGUCUGAUUUUGAUAUGCAAACCUUUGUCUAGAUGGGCAAUUCUGUACUGAGUGACUAAUCUUGUUUAUCUUUGUACAUCACCUCCAUUUCGAAUAACAGGGACCUUAUCCGCGAGGGUGAUGAAAGCGAUCCAGAGUUCCGGAACCGGGAGGAUUUUUUUCACUGCUAUACCACCGAACAGGGUCGGUUUUUGUUUGACCGCCCGAACAAGACCUACGAAGACGGUAGCCAACAUGAGAGUCAGACCCGAGACGAUGUGCGCUGCUACUGACACCCUAGCCUCCUUCUGAUGCAUCGUUCCACCAAAACUCUAGGGCCAACCUCCAAGAGGUUAGAGCUGCAGCUGCAUGCUAUUGCAGGAGGACGUGGCUGCGCUGAUGCUGGAAAAUAGAAAUACCCAUGGUUGCAUGGCAAGAAAAGAAAAAAAUCAAAGUUUGUUUGUAUUCCUCCUCAUUCGAUAUCACAGUCCUUGGCUGCAGUGCGACAGUUCGUUGUGCCUGACUCGAGUUUUUUUUGUGUGAUAGGAGAAAGUGAUCGCAACGCAGAUCAGGCAAACGUCGGCCGACUGGUCCGGGAAUAUCUGAACCCCAAGGUUUGCACCGGUGGCCAUCCCCGAGACAUAAAGUCAAUGGAUUUUCCAGGUAUAGAGAGUCACCUGAUCACGUUUUGCUACUAGCGAGUCAGUGUAUAGGUACCCGUACAGUGUUAAAGAUAGAAGUACUUCUCAGUCGUCCUCGUCUGAUAUUUGUCCUGCAAGAUUAAGUACUUACAUGAUCACGUGACGCAAGUACUUACUUAGAAGCUAUGCCUUCGUGUUGGCACUGCGAGAGCAGCAGCAGACAGAUGAGAAUCGAAAAUAACUCCUGGACACUACAGCUAUUCCUGGGCCGCUGCAGCCUCGAGAGAUGCGGCGGGCCGGUGUACAGUAUCCCUUUGAUUACCACGUGCAGGACGCGAUCAUCCUGCUGCGACUACAGCUGAUGAAGUGGAACCACCGCGAAGACGCGGAGGCGGGUACGGCAUGGAAAUGAAUCCUAGCGCUGCUCCUGGAGCCGAGACCGCUGCUCGUCACUCUUGUGGAAACUGUGUGUGGUUGUGCAUGUAGUUGUUGCGUGCUCUCUUAGUGAAGGUACGAAUAUGUAAAGCAACCUGGAUAUACGUUGGCGUUUGUUGGCAUAUAAGCAAAACAUAAACAUCUGCAUUGUUUGGCGUUGCAUGGCUCCCACCUAGGAGUAGGAUCGGGAUCAGGUUUUUUUUUCCAUAUUGGACCCAUGUGCAGGGGUGGCCGAAUCUUUUGACUUUGAAUUUCCAGCAUGACAAACGGGACCGGGGGCCUGGAAUGCAGCAACGUGAACGGCGCGGCGAUGCAAGUGGUUGUAGCGUCACAGGAAGCAUCAAGACCUGCGGUGCAGGUGCGGGGCAACGCUAGGGCGGCCAGUCUAAAAUGUGUACAAUGACGGUCAAAAAGAUGCUGUGUGCGCUCUCCUGGUCCUGUCGAAAUGACAUUCUUUCGGUUCUGGUGAGCAGUUUCACAGAGCCAUUGAACCGAAGCCUACUCGGGAGGAGAUAGAAAAUCAGCUUCAGAGAUUUUUCUGAGAAAGGAGAACUGGGGAUGAGAAAAUAGUAGCAGACCAUACUGCGUUCGCGUUGAGCAGUGUUAUUGGCGGAAGCGCU
Molecule: messenger RNA, 4210 nt
Organism: Amoebophrya sp. A120
Lineage: Eukaryota; Dinophyceae; Syndiniales; Amoebophryaceae
Source: the annotation of a GenBank genome assembly